This is a messenger RNA of Glycine soja, 1588 nucleotides long. Its product is annotated as protein TRANSPARENT TESTA GLABRA 1-like. The record is from RefSeq and is a predicted model, not a curated record. Bases 94 to 1104 code for a protein of 336 amino acids. The transcript has a single exon. Lineage: Eukaryota; Viridiplantae; Streptophyta; Magnoliopsida; Fabales; Fabaceae. Gene Ontology annotation, molecular function: protein binding. Gene Ontology annotation, cellular component: nucleus.
GACUAGUGUUAUAGAAGUUAGAAGUGCAGUUCCAAGUGUCUCUUUGAGCCACCUAACAUUUUUGAUCUUCCUUCCUCUGAAACAAGAACAAAAAUGGAGAAUUCGACCGAAGAAUCCCAUCUCCGAUCGGAAAACUCCGUCACUUACGAUUCCCCUUACCCUAUCUACGGCAUGUCAUUCUCCCCCUCCCACCCCCACCGCCUCGCCCUCGGCAGCUUCAUCGAAGAAUACAACAACCGCGUCGACAUCCUCUCUUUCCACCCUGACACCCUUUCGGUAACUCCCCACCCUUCUCUCUCCUUCGACCACCCUUACCCUCCCACCAAACUCAUGUUCCACCCCCGCAAACCCUCCCCUUCCUCUUCCUCCGACCUCCUCGCCACCUCCGGCGACUACCUCCGCCUCUGGGAGAUCCGUGAUAACUCCGUGGAUGCCGUCUCCCUCUUCAACAACAGCAAGACCAGCGAGUUCUGCGCCCCCUUAACCUCUUUCGACUGGAACGACAUCGACCCCAACCGCAUCGCCACCUCCAGCAUCGACACCACCUGCACCAUCUGGGACAUCGAACGCACCCUCGUCGAAACCCAACUCAUCGCUCACGACAAGGAGGUUUACGACAUCGCCUGGGGAGAGGCCAGAGUCUUCGCCUCCGUCUCCGCCGACGGCUCCGUUAGAAUCUUCGACCUUCGCGACAAGGAGCACUCCACCAUCAUCUACGAGAGCCCCCACCCUGACACCCCUUUGCUCCGCUUGGCUUGGAACAAACAGGACCUGAGGUACAUGGCCACCAUUUUAAUGGACAGUAAUAAAGUUGUGAUUUUGGAUAUUAGGUCUCCCACUACCCCUGUUGCGGAGUUAGAGAGGCACCGUGGGAGUGUGAACGCCAUUGCUUGGGCUCCUCAUAGCUCCACGCAUAUUUGUUCUGCUGGUGAUGAUACUCAGGCUCUUAUUUGGGAAUUGCCCACGCUUGCUUCUCCCACUGGGAUUGAUCCCGUCUGCAUGUACUCUGCUGGCUGUGAAAUUAACCAGCUGCAGUGGUCCGCCGCCCAGCCCGAUUGGAUUGCCAUUGCUUUUGCCAACAAGAUGCAGCUUUUGAAGGUUUGAGGUCAGAACAAACAAUUACACAUUCUAGCCACUUCAUUGUGGCAUAGACAUAGCAACUUCUGAUCACUUGAGUGACUGAGUUAUAUAUAUUAUUGUAGUUGUGCAAACUAGUUUGCCCUCCUCAUGUUUUACUUGUGGCGAAAUUAACGAUGUUCAAUUUGUCUGUUAAAGAUGGAUUUUUAACCUGUUGUGAAGUAAGAUUUCUUGUCUGUGAUGUGGAAGCCAUAGCUAUUAGUUUCUUAGUUAACAUGAGAAAUCACAUGUAGUAUGUGGAAUCAAUUACCACACAUCCAGAUUAUAGGUCGUAAAAUCUUCAGUGUUUGUAUUCCCAUUUGAUUUUAAACACCCUACCUCUGAUAUGUAUGGACUAUGGAUCUGUAUUCUUGAGCUUUUGCCAUACGCUUCCGUGCUUAGCUCCAUGACUUUGCUAAUGCCUUUGUUUGUUACGGCUUAGAGCGUCCUUGCUAAGCAUUUAUUUGUCUAA